AUGACUUUAUAACUACACCCAUUUGUCUUUUUAUUAAUAGUUAUCAUUUUAAUACAAACUAGCUUUACUCUAAAUGUUAACUAAUCAGCUUACAUUGAUUUGACGAAUACUCGAACUGAAGAAUGUAGAGAUAUCGAAUUUUUUGACAUAUCUGAUUUGGAAAGAGAAUAAGUUUGGAGUUCAAUAUAUUCUAAAUAACAUCUUGAAUUACAAGAAGACAUUGAACUUCUUGUUAACAACAGUUAUGAACUCUCAAAUGAUUUUUACUUUUCUUAAUUGUCAAGCUACACAAUUCCAUGGCUUAUCAUUGCAAUUGGAACCUUUUUCCUCUCUCUAAUGUAUAUACUUAUUGUUUUCAAAUCAAAUUCUGUUGUAAUUUGGAUUAAAAAUCAUACCGAGGAGGAAUUUCUUGAAAAUACAAAAAGGUAUCAUAAAUAUGGAAUCAUCUCUAUAGUUAUCCUAAAUUUUACCGUAAUUGUUUGUUCAAUAAUUGCAAUUGUAAUAUAUAAAAUUGAAAUUUAGAUUUUUAUAAAUGAUAUAACUGAAGGACUCUCUUAUUCAAAUUGCUAUUUAAGUUAAUCAUUUGAUGAUUUAUUAAACAAAAACGAUGACAACUUCGUUGGAUAUUAACAUAUUCAAGCUGAUUUGGAAAUUUUAUCAAAGCGUGUUCAAGAGUUUUAAAUAAAUUUAAAGGCUUUAUUUUCAGAUAGAAACUCCGUAAAAAUGACAAAAAAAUUAUCUGAGAUGAUUGAAUUUAAUGAUUAGUAUUUUCUUAUCUAAUUUAGAUUAAAGAGAAAUCUCCAAAAAUCUCCUUUACCAAUAAUGAUAUCUUCAAAUGGAACAAAUGUAAUAGAAGAAACAGAAUCUUAUUUUUCAAGAUCUAAAUUAGUAAAUCUUAAAUAAUUAUUAUAGUUUGAUUACAUCCUUUCCAAUAAAUAAGAUGAAGAUUAUUUAACGUUUUAAGAAUAUUAUUAACUUAUCAAAUAAAAAUAGGAAUCAAUUUAAUUAACAGAUUAAGUGAAUUAAGUUAAUAGUUUUUAUGACAACAUAUUUUUGCAUUUUGGAUCAAUAGAAAACUCCUCUUUUGCUCUGAGAGAUCAAAGAUUAACAUCAACAUAUAUGAGGGCUCAAUAAAAAUUAACAUUAAUCAAUGAUUACUUAUUUGAAUAUUCAAAAUAAUAUUUGAGAUUUAAUCAAAAUUUGAAGGACAACAUGAAUAAAUACACAAAUUCUGUAAAGGGUAUUGGAAUUACAUUAAUAAUUCUUUGUUUUAUUCAAAUUUUAAUUUGGGGAGGUUAUUGGGUAAAUCAUCAAUUAAAAAUAAAAGCUAUUGUAGAUUUUUUGUGGUUUGUUUGCAAUUUAUUACUAAUUGCCCUUUUGAUUAUUAAUAUUUUUCUACAUUCACAUUCUGAAUUGUCGAAUGAUAUCUGCAUAUAUUUUGAUGGGUUUGUGAAUAAAGUAGAAGUCUAUUAAACUUAAGACAUUAUUAAUUUUGAUGAUACAAAAUAGACACUAAAAAGUUGUUUGUUUGAAGAUGGAAAUAUUUAUGAGCAAUUAAAUUUUGCUUAAAAGUUGAAAGAUAUUCGAACAUACAUAAAUAGUGACAAGGGAGUCGACGAAUAGAUCUUGAGAAUCAAUUCCAAUUAUGAAUAAUUUAUUGAAAAUUUAUCUAAAAAUAGCCAAAGUUUGACUUCCUUUUUAGACGGAACAAUUAUUGAUCUAGAUGAUUAACAAUAAGAGGAAUUUAAAAAAAUAGUGAAAUCGUUUAAUGAUUUUAAAGGAAUAAACAAUUGUGCUGAAUUAGCCUUUUAGACUUGUUCAGAUGGAGGAAGUCCAAAAAAGUAAGGUUCUUAAAAUUAAUCAUAAUUAUGCUGGCAUCCAUCAUAUUUGAUAACUAAAUAUUCACCUAGUUGUCCAGAUUAAUAUAAUGAAUUUUAGAAAUUAAAAUAACAUUUUUAAUCUUAAGCCCAAGCAUGGAUAGAAGCCUAAUAGUUAGAGUCUUAAUUUAUAACAUUAAAUUAAUAACUUAGUGCUGAUUUAAACCUAUACAUAAAUUAGUUUAAGGCAUUUAAUGAAAAGGAAUAAAUGAUUUUAGCAAGCAUGAAUAGUAUGCUUAAAUCAACAAAUUGUACAUUUAUCAAAGAUCAUUAUAAUAAAAUGCUAGAUGGCAUGUGCAUAAAGUAUGCCUAAUCAAUAUAAAAAGAAUCUAUUGUUGUGAUAAUCAUUAUUUGUGCGCUGUUCCUAUCUGUGCUUGCUAAUUGUUUAACAUCUAUUAAGGUCACUCAUAUGGAGUCCUACGAAGAAUAUGCAUCAACAAAAGUGAUGAAUUUUGGAGGGUCUAGUAGAAUGAGGGUUUCAAAUGACCCAUAUUAGAUGCCACAUGUAUAUCCUCUACAUGUGAUGAGUGGGGUAGAAUAAGAUUUAAAAUGA
Messenger RNA from Paramecium tetraurelia, 2430 nucleotides. RefSeq lists its product as uncharacterized. The transcript has 4 exons. The record is from RefSeq and is a predicted model, not a curated record. Lineage: Eukaryota; Ciliophora; Oligohymenophorea; Peniculida; Parameciidae.